This is a messenger RNA of Synchiropus splendidus (mandarinfish), 2468 nucleotides long. RefSeq names its product lysine-specific demethylase 9. The transcript has 7 exons. Bases 148 to 1890 code for a protein of 580 amino acids. Gene Ontology annotation, cellular component: nucleus. The record is from RefSeq and is a predicted model, not a curated record. NCBI's taxonomy places the organism in Eukaryota, Metazoa, Chordata, Actinopteri, Syngnathiformes, Callionymidae.
CAUCACUACAACUCCCAUGAUCGCACGCGACAUAAAUAAACUACAAACCAACACGUUUGAGCUGAUGCGCAUGUGUGGUAGGUGCGGAGCAUCGGCGAGUGCGCGGCGCAUGCGCGGCCGACCGAGAGGACUUUAAAUGUUGUGAAGAUGUCAGCGGGAAAGGUUCGGCGAGAUUAUGAAGCUUUGUUUAAGGCCAAGAGAAAGAAGAGGCGCGAGAAGGAGAAAGAGGAGAAGAACGUGGAGCUCCAUCAUCACCUGCCGCCUUCCGCCGCUGACUUCAGCCACCUGCUCCUGCUCCGCGGCUCUGGAAACCAAGUGACAGGGCCUGCGCAGCUUCUGUCUCAGCUGCGGACCAUACCUGAGUCGCCGGCCAAGACACGGCCGUUGCCGAGCGACCGAGCCGCCGCCUCCGCGCUCACCAAGCCCCGGCAUCGCUCGACCGAGGCCCCCCGCUGGAGAGACCAGGCACUGCGGCUGAAGGAGGGCAACUCCAACACGGAACUCACCAAGCUCAAGUCCAAUGAGGAGAACCUCAGGGGUCGCUCCCUGGAAGAGUUCAUCCUGAAGAAGAAGAAGAAGAAAAAGAAGAGGCACCAACCGGAGCGGCACCACAAAUGUGUUCAGACAGAUUGUUCUGGACCUGACAUCUGCUCAGAUCCCUCCGGGUGCUCUCCCCGACCAGGACACGACCUGUCCGGUCUGGAUCACGGCGUCCGCAGGUGCAGCCUUCAGACCGGCUCGCGCUUCAGUCACCUCAUCUGUGAGGAGAAGCAGGCCAACGGCGGCGGGUCGGUGCUCCACGCCUACGCCGACCAGCUGGCCAGCCUCCGUCUGGGGGAGGUGGACCUCUUUGCCCGGGAGUUUCUGGAGCUCACCUUCUCCGAGGAGACCAACGGGGCCUCGCCGUAUGCACUGGCUGUGGUCCACGGCGCUGCCGCCUACCUGCCGGACUUCCUGGACUACUUUGUCUUCAGUUUCCCCAACACGCCCGUCAAGGUAGAGCUGCUGGGCAAGAAGGACAUCGAGACCACCACCAUCUCCAACUUUCACUCCCAGGUGUGCAGGACCUACUGCUGCGGGACGUACCGGGCCGGGCCCAUGAGGCAGAUCAGCCUGGUGGGCGCCGUGGAUGAAGAGGUGGGCGACUACUUCCCGGAGUUCCUAGACAUGCUGGAGGAGUCGCCCUUUCUGAAGAUGACCCUGCCGUGGGGAAGUCUGUCCAGUCUGAAGCUGGACUGCCGAUCUCAGAGCGACGAUGGGCCCAUCAUGUGGGUGCGACCCGGCGAGCAGAUGAUCCCCACCGCCGACAUGCCGCAGGCGCUGUUCAGACGGAGGAGGUCCAUGAACUCCAUCAAGAAUCUGCACUUCCUUCCAAGAACCAGCGAGCCUCGAGAGGUUCUGUUCGAGGACCGGACUAAGGCUCACGCCGACCACGUGGGUCAGAGCUUCGACUGGCAGAGCACCGCGGCCGUCGGCGUGCUCAAGGCCGUGCACUUUGGAGAGUGGAACAACCGUCCUCGUGUCACCAAAGACGUGGUCUGUUUCCACGCCGGAGACUUCCAGAAGGUGGUGGAGAAGCUGCAGCUGGACCUGUAUGAGCCGCCCACAGCCCAGUGCGUCCAGUGGGUGGACGACGCCAAACUCAACCAGCUGCGGCGCGACGGCGUGCGCUAUGUGCGAGUGCAGCUCUGCCACGACGACAUCUACUUCAUCCCGAGGAACGUGGUCCAUCAGUUCAAGACGGUGUCGGCCGUCUGCAGCCUGGCGUGGCACAUCCGCCUCAAACAGUACCACCCGCCAGCCGGUGACGCAGUCGCCCCCUGGCUGCCGCAGGAGCCCAGUGCCACCGUCCCAGUGGAGCAGCUCGCAUCCAGCUUCAAACCAACGUAGCUCGCCCACUGGAAACAUCCAUCUGUUCAAAGAAUCUUCAAGUUUGUAUUGAUAUUUUUGAGGAUGAAAAAACAACAACCGAUUUCUGAUCUCACAGAGGAGGUAAGUCGAGGAAUGACUAAAUUAAAAUGGGCUGAAAAGGUUUCCGCUGCUGAGAUGUGGAAGUGAGCGUGCCAUACCUGGGAGAGAAACCAGCAAAUAUAACUUGUUUAUUUAUUUAUUUCUUUUUUGUCUUUUCAUUGCUAGGUGUAACUUUGAGUUACAGAUGUAACGUUUUUCUAAGUCCACCUCAACCUCCAAGUCUCUGGUAGUGUUGCUUACGCUUUGCUGUAGGAAGAAAAAUGUUUGUAUAUUCAAAUGACUCUUGACAUUUUCAACUUUUUAUCAAUGCCAGCUGUUUUGGAUGAGAACAACGUUUAGCAAUAAAUGACUCUUGGGUUUGAAGCCAAUGUAUUUUUAUUUUUCUCAAAAUCCAGGGUGGAGAGGUCGACGCUUGUGAAGCAGCGAAAAUGAAUGUUUGUGCUUCUGAGGUUUGUUCUCAGCAGAACGCAUCACAAUAGUUUUGCAUGAAAGGAAUU